AACCUUUCGCAGUCCUGCCGGAGAUGGCAGACCUCGGAUGCCUGCACCUCGAGACUCGCUACCUCUCUUGGGACGCAGCUCGCAACAACUGCAAGGCUCUUGGCGGGGAUUUGUUCGUUCCUGCAGACGAAGAGCAGUUCAUUUCCCUGGGCAACUACUACUACCAAAUGGAUAUGUUAGUCAAAAAAUGGGUCGGAAUGUUCUUACACCAGUGGCUUAACGAUCGGCCUGAAAACGAAGUCUGGUACCCUGGCGAGCCGAACUACGACGGCGACUGCGCGUUAAUGCGGUCCUCGACCUUGGAGGAUAAGCCGUGCGAGCUUGAAUACUAUUCCAUCUGCCAGAAGUGAGGACUCCCGAGACGUACAGCCGCGCGGGGAAGUGGGGAGAUGCAAAGGAGAGGCGGGAGAAACCUCAUACUCCUCCUAUUAAUCUUCCUCCUCAUACUCCUCCUAUUGCUCUUCCUCCUCCUAUUACUCUUCCUACUCCUCCUAUUACUCUUCCUACUCCUCCUAUUACUCUUCCUCCUCAUACUCCUACUCCUCCUAGUACUCUUCCUCCUCAUACUCCUCCUAUUACUCUUACUCCAUUCGUGAUGGCGAAUGGACUAAUAUAGCAAGUCUAUGGAAGUCCAGAAGGGGUUAUACACAAACACACAAACACACACAAACACACACAAACACACACAAACACACA
Messenger RNA from Penaeus chinensis, 696 nucleotides. Its product is annotated as C-type lectin domain family 4 member M-like. The record is from RefSeq and is a predicted model, not a curated record. The coding region runs from base 24 to 350 and encodes 108 amino acids. The transcript has 2 exons. NCBI's taxonomy places the organism in Eukaryota, Metazoa, Arthropoda, Malacostraca, Decapoda, Penaeidae.